AUGAGGUUCGACCACUAUGAGAAUGAAACCGUGGUGGACCUGGUGGAGGAAUACGAACAGGAGGUGAGUUGGGGGUAUUUUGAUUUAUUUAACAGGGGAAGUACUCCAACUGCGACGCUCAAAUUUUCUUUAGAUUUUGCACACACGUCGGGUAUGGACUAAAUAUCAAUUCCCGAAAGUUUGAGCUCGCGCUUUGGGGGCUCCGCCGAGAUAUCGAACGAUUUUUGCCGCCGAGAGAGCGCGCUAAACAUGGAAAUCGGUCAGAGAGAAAAACGCUUUUUGGCCAUAACUUUGGCAGUUUCGUGCGGAAAAAUUUGAUUUUUUGUAGAAACAUUAUCCUUUACGGUAGAAACAGGCAUGAAACUUUUCGUGCCGAAAUUCGGCAAAAAGUCCUAAAUUUUCGCCGAUUUUCAAUCUAAAAAUCUCGGUUGUUUCUGCAAAGCGCGAGCUAGGAUUUUCGCAUAUAUCUUAGAAAAAAAUGUUCUAAAUUUGUGACAAGUUUCAUCAAUAUCUGAGCGUCGCACUUGGAGUACUUCCCCUGUAAGUUUAAUUUUAAACACAUCAAUUUCAAUUUGGAAAUGUGUGGCAUUGAGGAAUGUUUAUAAAAUUUGGUACAAAUGAAGCUGUCUGAGGGGGUUUACAAAUUGCUAGCCUGCGCUUUACAAAGAUAACUGAGCUUCUUAGGUCCCGAAUUGCACAAAAUUCUACAAUUUUUAUGGACUUGAAAUUGUGAAAAAUUACAAAACUUUUUCUCAUAUGAUUUAAAACCUUGCACAGUAUUAUAAUACCUUGCAAAUAAAUGAUGAUUUUUCAAGCGGAUCCUCAUGAGUAAAACCGUAAAGGGUUCUUAAAAAUUUUCAUUUUGGUUUCUGCAAAACGCGGCCUUACCCAAAAAUGCUCUUAAAAAGCAUAAUAUUAGUCUUGUUUUGGGCCAGGCGUAAAAAAAAUUUGGCAGUUCAAUCAGUUCCCUUGUAAAAUACGCAAUUCGAACCGAUCAUUUAUUUUAAUUUUCUAUCUAAAGUUCAAUGAUAAUGUGCCCUCAACUUUCUCCCAUUUUCAUUUUAAAAUACGUAUCGGUUUUCCAUACUGUAUGGUAAAAAUAACGUCUCCGUCAUUCCAAACGCCCGACAAAAUUCAAGCCGGAAACUCCUGGCAUAUCGGAUGUAAUGGGCCAAUUUUUUCCUUAUCAUUUAGGUCUUUGGACAGAAAGCAUUGUAAAAAAACGUUUUUAAAAUUAAAAACUUUUUCAGAUAUCACGUGAACAAACAAUAAUCGCUUGGUUUUGUGUGCUGAGCUACGUUUUGUCCACCGUCCUUUGCAUUGUUUCGUUGAGGAUUUUCCGGCAAUAUCAGUAAGUUAUAAGAUUUAAAAAAUAAAAAAAAAUUUUUUAAUUUUUUUUUUAUUUUUGAAAAAAAGAAAUAUUUUUUUCAAUUUUUGACACUUUUUCAUCGUUUGGAAUUAACAAAUUUUUUUUUUUUUGAAUUUCAAAUAUUUCUCGGAUUUUUUCUACUUGGACUCUCAAUUUUCAGAAAGCUCUGGUGCCUCCGAAACGUGAUCCAUUUCAAUUUCAUCCUCUGCAUCGCCAUCCACAAUGUCGCAUGGCUUCUAGCGCUGUUCAGCAACUUCCUGGAGACCUGGAGAUGUGUGGUGACCUUUGUUUUGUUCGAAGUCAUCAAAUUCUGCGUGACGUCCGGUUUUUGUUGGAUGUUCGUGGAGGGGUUUUAUUUGUACAUGAGUGUGAUGCAUUGUUUGUACGCCUACAAGAUCAAUUACUGGCUGUGCGCCUUCGUCGGAUGGGGGCUUCCGUUGGCGCUGAGUGGGCGGACCUUGUUCGAGUUCUUCAUUACCCAGCCUUUGGAGGAUGUUAUGAAGUAAGGAAAAUAGGAAUAAAAAGGUGAAAAAAAGGUAUCCCAAAGGGAAAAAAAGGGUCACAAAAGUAUCAAAAAAAAUGUAAUUUGCAAUCAAAAAGUUAUCAAAAAAUUUGAAAAAAUAUCUCAAAAAUGAUUGUUUUACAGCAAAAAAUAUUGAAAUGUCAUGAAAAAUAUAUAAUUCAUGCCAAAAAAUAGAGCCCUAAUUUUCAUGAAAGGUCUUUUUCAAGUCCUAAAAAUUCUAUAAUACUUUGUUUGAAACAAAAUUUUUGAUAUUUUCAUCUAUCUUUCCACAUUUUCCUUGCUAUAAAACUCUAUGAAAAUGAUCAUUCUGAUGACCAAAAACAAACUACCCAUAUACUUUCAGUUGUGCCUACACGGAUGAAUCUUUGGACAACUGGUCGGUGGCUUUGAUCAUUGGCAUCAUCAUGGUGAGUUUGGCCGGUUUUAAGUGAUUUUUGUAAGGAUGGCGUGGCCUACAAAAUUGACAUCAGACUUGUUUGGCGAAAUUGGGAGUCCUUUCUCCUUGAAAAUGAAGGGAACUUUGUCUGUUUCCCAUAUUUUGUCGCCGUACUUGAAGGUUGAAAUGCCCUAAAGCAACGGCUGUUUCGCGGGCUACAAAAGUUUUUGGCAAAAAAUCAAAUUUUGUUUAGAAGGUUAAAUUCAGUUCUCAGUAUUUCCUAGAAGCGACAUUAUGGUAAAUUUGAAGCCAAGCACAGUAGAAGCUCUGUAAAAUAUAUUGGGUUGAUGUAUAAUUAUCCGGCGUUUAUAUUGGCGCGUUUUUUGUUAGUGAAAAUUGGCGUUUUGUUAAUUUUUUUCAUAGAAAUAAUCUUCUCUAUUUGUUAAUAAAAAUAAGAAUAAAAAUAAUAAAAAAAUUUUGUUUCGUUGCUGAUAAUUUGUUGUACAAAGGCGGCUCUAUUAGGCCCCAACCGCCUUGCAAUUCCCCUUGGAUUUUAUACAUGAAAUUCCUUCCAGAUCAACCUCAUAAUCCUCGUUGUCAUUAUCUACGUUCUCAUUGCAAAGUUCCGCAAAGUUGAGCAAAAGGAAUGGAAAACCAUCAGCCAAUUACUGCGCGCCCUUUUGUUCCUCUGCCCUCUUCUCGGAAUCAGCUACAUCUUCACAAUCUACCAGCCCCAAGAGCCGUUGUGGUUGGCAAAAUUGGUGGUCUAUUACACGUUGGUAAUCAACUCAACGCAAGGAAUCUUCAUCUCCGUUUGCUUCUGUUUCUGCAAUGAUGAGGUGGGUAAAAUACGACGUUUCUUUUGGAUGUUCCUGAUACGUAAAAAUGAAUAUUUAUUUGUUCUUAUUGCAGGUCCGAACGUCUAUUACUCGCUCAGCCCGUCAGACAUACUACUCAUUGUCGGUUCGAGUUCAUGAGCUGCGGAGGAAAAGCUUGGAUGGAAGUCAACUGACCUUCUUGGGAAGCCCAUAA
Bursaphelenchus xylophilus (pine wood nematode) is the source of this 3300-nucleotide messenger RNA. The record is from the annotation of a GenBank genome assembly. NCBI's taxonomy places the organism in Eukaryota, Metazoa, Nematoda, Chromadorea, Rhabditida, Aphelenchoididae.